AAGCAGGUUUCCCAUAAGCGUGGCUUCAGACUCCGCCCGGUGACCGAUGGAUCUCCAUCUCUUCACGUGAACAUCAGUGAAACUCCAGAGUAAGGAGGGACAUUGGUCUGACCUUGGAAAGCCCAUGACGACGAACCUGGAAACCAUCAGUGCAGGGUCCAAAGACUGACACGUGAUCCGCGGGGUACGUGGACAAACAUCACGUGAUGUCCAACAAAGAAGGUAUUCGUUGAGUCAUUUGACGACACUCUCUCAUCCAACCAAGGGCACCCAGGGGAACUGCGACGCUUGUACACUUCUAUAACAUCGAAUAAGGAAUUUCUCGCUUCAUCUCCAAAGGCAUGGCUUCGACACCUGAAUUUGAUCUCAACAUGGAAAGGUCGCCACAGUGGGAAGACGUCAGGAAGGAAAUCCACGAAGCCAUUGCGGAGGAAGACGAGGCUCGUGUUCUAAAGUGCCUGGAUGCUGCACCUGAUUUGAAACUGUGGUUGGACCCCGUUAAAGAAAAGUCAGCUCGUUACAGAGCUGUUAAAAAGAAGUCCAUCCGUAUACAUGGCCUCUUAGUCUCGCGUGGAUGUGGACUCAAGAACGAUAAAGAAGCAUCGUAUUAUCGAUAUCUGACAGGCGUUCAUCGAGCUGAAAUUCGACGGCAACGAUACUACACCAAAGAAUGCAAAGAAUCCUACAUCUAUUACUUGAAAAGCAAAUCAAGGAGCCACGUCGGAUGUGAUGACGUCGAGGGGCGAUUGGAGAAGAUGUUCAGGGAACUUUCAACCGACCAAUUAAACGAGGAAAUAUUGAAAGUUGUUGCCACAGCACCGCAUCUGGAUAUACUAUUCGACUACAACAGUGAAAACGUUCAGGGGAUCACGGGAUGCAGCGACAGCGGCGUCCUCGGACUUGCUGAUUACGAAAAGCAAAGAAUUUCUAUCGGAGGCGGAGCAACGGAAGCCGAAGUCCGGGGCACGUUUAUUCACGAAUCCUGUCAUUUGGCACUCCAUCUGGUGUAUAGAAAUGAUGGCAAGCCAUAUUCCCGCGAAGAUACAGAAAAGGAACAGAGAUACAGAGCCAUUCUGGAUGACAUGAAACGAAGAAAAGACGAUGUGGAUGUCUUGAUCCGACCAGCUUUUAUGAAAAAUGAAGAACAAGAAGCGAUUGUUCGUAUCCCACACAUACUAACUCAAUAUGGCAGCGAUCACGGAAAUAGGGUUCUCGAAAAGGAAGUACCGGAACUACGAAAGUUCUUCGAGAAUACUGUCAUCCCGGACAUGCAGAAAUACAUUCAAAAUGGAAUCCCGUCGAUAGAUGCGACAAUGAUAGAAAAGGUAAACGAGAGACUCAACAAAGCUUUCAACAUUGGCAAACUGAAGGUCAAUUUCGAGAACCAACCGAAGAACAGUGUCUGGGAAAACGGGUUGCUUCACGUAGUUACGGGCCCAGAACUGAGGCUUCUCGAAAUAAUGGUUCACAACGCUGUGCGAUCUACGGGACUGCCGUACAUGUUUUUCGAUGCAAAACAGCUAGACUCCACACUGAAGGAUGUGUUACUAGACUACAAAUAUGCGUUUGUUCUUGUAACGGUCCAUCCAAAGGAAGACGUCCAAAAGAUGAUUCAGCUUUUCAGUGAAGUAUCCUGUGUCACUGGAUCAAAAGUCAUCUUGCUCGUGGAAGACAGUGAGAAAGAAAUCUUGAAGAAAAAAGUGCAACAAGAUGCAUUCUUUGCGAAGAGACACAAAGUUCACAGGAUCGACGAAGCAACCUUUGCGCAUGUCACGGAUAGCUGCAAAAAAUUGAUUUUCGAAAAUUCCCGAGUAAAACUUCAGGGCCAAGACGUUUCUAAGCUUUCCGACGCAACGACUAUAGAUACCUUCUUACGCUGCGUAGACACUGCGGUUUUCCUAAAGCUAUGUGAGUCGGGGAACAUUGACCUGGGACCUCCUCUUCAUGAACUAGAAGAACGUGUUGAGAACUAUUACGUGAAAAGAGAGUGUAGAAGAGCCCUGGAAAUUAACUUGAAAGAAUGCAAUCUAGGUGACGACAAUGAGGCUUUCGCACUUCUGGGCUGUCCGCACAAUCAGGUCGCAACACUUCUACCUCCCGGUUGUGAGGCAAAGGCCAAGAAGGAUUUAAAGAAUUUCGAGAAAUUCGUACUCCUCCAAGAGCCACGUGACUACGAAGCUCUCCUGGAAAAUGUUCAUUUCGGGAACAAAGUAGUGCACCUGCUAAAGUUCGACGAACCUCGUAAGAGAGUCUUGUGGACCAAAUCAAAUGGUCGUCUCAGUCACCUUCCAUUGACGGGAAGUGAGAGAUACACCGAGGACGCGUUGUUGAAACUGAAUGAGAAGGUUGUGUUGUUGAACGUAGAGGACAAGGUUCUCAUUGUGUCUGGUGCACCAGGUAUGGGAAAGAGUACUCUAGCAAAGCGCUUGUGCACAGAAGUAAAAAAUCGAGAUACGAAGCGGUGGGUGAUGUACGUCGACCUUCUUCAGAGAAUGGCAUCUGUUAAAACAGCGUUGGCGAGUCAAGCGGAUAUGUACAAGUAUCUAGCGGAUCUGUGUCAAGUACAAAAAGAUGGUCUGGAGUUCGCUUUGUUCGAGAAAAGUUUGAACGUCGGAAGCCCUUUCGAGAUUGUCUUCAUCUUGGAUGCCUUCGAUGAACUGAACGAGAGAUGCCGCAAGUGUGUCUUGGAGCUUACAUCGUUUAUAUCUCAAAAGAAAUCUCACAAGAUAUAUAUGUUUACUCGUACUGUAUUUAAGCCCCAUGCACAAGAUGCUCUGCACACGGUGUCAUAUGAACUCCUUCCUUUUUCAGACGAAAAUCAGGCGGAGUUCAUUAGAAAAUAUAAGAAAACAGCUCAUGCAACCAAUGAAAACGCUGGGGCUUCUGAGCUGUUCCAGCGACUGCACAUGUCCUUGAAGAAGACAAACGAGACAAUCCUAGAAACCCCUCUCCUGCUUCGUAUGAUCCUUGAAAUGAAGAAUGGGGAAAUUGCAGAGUCUGACGAUUACUCUUCGUUACUUGAACGUGCAAACAUAUCAGCCGAUAAGAACUUAUACAUUGUACACGUGUACAAGUUGUUUGUGUGGUACAAGCACCUUGUAUUCAGAAUUGAAAAAAGAAAAGAAAAUCUCCGCCUACACGCCGUACAAGAGGAGAAUGACUCCGCAGCGCUUCAGUUUUACGAAAACCAUAAACUCCUCGCUAUGAAGUGUAUAUUCCCUGAGGAAACCUUGAAAUACUUAUUGAACAAAGACGAAUUAGAGAAUUUAGAGCCCGAAGGACGUUUAAUGAAGGACGCAGCUAAUAAUUGUCUCAAAGAAGGAUUUCUGAAUGGUCUGAACAACGGAAUUCCAGAGUUCGUUCAUAAGACAUUCGCUGAAUUCUUUGCAGCCGAUUACUUACUGAAAAAAGCGAAAGUAACAGAAAAUUUAGACCUGAGGGAUGUCAUUGUCAAUCUGUACCGUGAAGAAGAAUACAGCGGUGUAAUGAUGUUGUUCGACGCACUGGCAUCGGAGUCCUUUCCCCUUCACUCUGCUGUGAUGAACAAUGACGCUUCAUAUUUUGAGCAGCUCGAUAUCCAAAGAGAGGAUAUGUUGAAAGUCGAUGAGCUCGAAAGGACGCCACUGCACUUAGGAGCCCUGCAUUCUGAUCAAGCAACAUUGAAGAAGCUUCCGAUGGAUGAUGAGCUAAUCACGAAGGAUUUGUUUCAACUGUCACCGUUUGGGUACGCAGAGCUGCGGUCUCCAUGGGACGCAAAAUACGCUGGAGAAUGGAUGGAAUGCUUGCGGACUGAGACUUCGGCUGCGGGAGACAGACUUAACGUGUUAUGCGCUCGAUGCAGUGAGGAAGCAGUGAAACGUUCUACCAAAAAUCUACGCACGUGUGAAACCUUCGAGGAAAAGAGACAUUUUCUUGAACGAGCAAUAUUCACGGCUGUGAGACACGACCUACGAGGCGUUUUAGACGUGUAUCUGAGCUAUGUGUCCCAGAAAGAGAGUACCGUAAUCUUAGACAGAGGCACCAUGGACCAAUUAGGAUCACGCAACGAACGAAGCUUGAGAUGUUCUGCAGAGUCUUCGGUAAUUGGAAACCUUGAUAGUUUUACAGACAGUAGCAAUAGAACUGUCCUUUUUUACGCAAAGUCCGAGACUGUUUGUAAAAUGCUCCUUCCUUACUGCGGUACGGGAAUUGUUGAUAAGGAUGGAAACACAAUGUUGCACAUUAGUGCGAAUGAAGGAAAUCUGGAGACAACACAGUUUUACCUCGCACAUUUAUCCGUUAACAACAGAAAUGGACGCUUUCAAACUCCUUUGCACUUGACUAGAGAUGCAGAGAUUGUGAAGCUACUUCUUCCUCUUUAUCCCUCAGUGAAUGUUCUCGAUUAUCAUGAAGAAACUCCGAUAGAUAUAUGUGCAAAGAGAGAUGAUUUGGAGGCAAUGAAGUUGUUACUCCUUCGCACUCGGACAUAUGACGAACAUCACAUCAGGCUGAACACAACGAUUCAUGAGGCUUCUGACUCUCAAUCCCUUAAAGCUGUGACGUUUCUUCUACCCCACACAAAUGCGCACGUGCUUAACUGCAAAGGAGAAACGUGCUUAGACGUUGCUAGGACAAGUUCGAAAUAUCUGUCGAGUUCGGAGUCCAACGUUGCCAGGUGUCUCGUCCCACACUUGCUCGUAAACUCACCUGAAACGUUCGGCUCAUCACCGUUGUACGUCUGGGCGAGACGUGGUAGAAGGAAAAGGAUGCAAACUCUAUGGCCUUAUUUGCGACACAGUGACCCUAGGCAUGCACAGAGGAUCAGCAGAAGCUCUGUGUUUGAGCGGAUGGACUGGGAUUUCCAAGAAGAAAUUUCGUGUCUGAAACUUCUCUUCCUCCACUUAGAUGACAUCGCUGGUGAUCCUUAUAGCCGUAAACUCCUACAUGAUAUGGCCAAGAGAAAGCUUUUUUGGAUACAAAAAGUAAAUUAUAUUAAUUACAUGAAGCUGUUACUGCCGCAUUUAAAUCUCACUGAGCAGGAUUAUGUAAAAUAUAGCGCACGAAAUGACGACAUUGUUACCUUAUAUCGGAGAUGGUCGGACAUGAAUAACACCGAUGAUCCCCACGUUCACGAUGUCAACGCGGAAAUGGUCGGCGACGAUGGCAAUACAAAGUUGCUGAUAGAAGCAGAGGAAGGUAAUGUGGAAGCUGUGGAACUUCACCUCUCCCCUUCAUCCGUGUGCUUUACAGAUGAAAAAGAGAACACUGCAUUGCACUUGAGCGCGUCGAACGGACACACAAAUGUGGUGAAGCUUCUCAUUCCUUUUUAUACAUCAGUGGAAGUGAUCAAUGUGGAUCGAGAGACACCAAUGCAUGCGUGCGCCUAUAAAGGACACAUGGACGUUGUGAAGUUAUUAUUACUCCGCUCUAGAAUGAGUUUCCGUGACGAGGAUGGACGGACACCUCUUCACUUCGCCUGUUACAGUGGUGCCGUUGAUAUCGUGAACUUCCUUCUUCCCCACUCAUUUCCUAAUAUGCGUCACGGGUUGGGUUCCACGUGCUGCGCUGUUUCCGCUGGAAGUGGCAACAUGAAUCUUCUGAGAUGCCUCAUCCCUCACUCUCUUAUAAGCUGUCCAGAUAAAUACGGCGAAUCACCAACACGAAAGUGUGCAAGAUAUUAUAUAAGAGAAGAACUGGUGACAUUAUUGCCAUAUUCUUGUGAUUAUGAUGCUGCGAGUUUAUUGACGCCUCCCGUGUCGUCAUUUUAUGAGGUCGAUAUAAUUUUGGAAAGUACGCCUUGUCUGAAACUGAUGGUACUCCACUCAGAUGUCAACGCAGUAGAUAAGUGGUUCUGUGCAACACUCAGCCGCAUUCGAAAGUAUUAUGUAGAGAGUGAUUCAUUCCUGCGUCCAACAAAGACUGAGAUAUCACUACUCCUGAAAUAUGUUCCUCUCUUGCUUCCUCAUACAAAUGUUUCUGCUAAGGACGAUGAAUGCAACGAACUAUUACAAGGAGCCCUCCAAAGUAGCCAAGAUCCCAAAUUGGUUAGCUUCUGUCAGAAAUGCACUCGCAUGAGUGACUUUCAUUCAUGA
This is a messenger RNA of Ornithodoros turicata, 6071 nucleotides long. RefSeq lists its product as uncharacterized. NCBI's taxonomy places the organism in Eukaryota, Metazoa, Arthropoda, Arachnida, Ixodida, Argasidae. Gene Ontology annotation, molecular function: protein binding. The record is from RefSeq and is a predicted model, not a curated record. Bases 342 to 6071 code for a protein of 1909 amino acids. The transcript has 4 exons.